Molecule: messenger RNA, 711 nt
Organism: Parathielavia appendiculata
Lineage: Eukaryota; Fungi; Ascomycota; Sordariomycetes; Sordariales; Chaetomiaceae
Product: light chain 3
Exons: 4
Coding region: 93-458 (121 amino acids)
Biological process (GO): cellular response to nitrogen starvation; macroautophagy
Cellular component (GO): fungal-type vacuole membrane; cytosol; autophagosome
Molecular function (GO): phosphatidylethanolamine binding
Source: RefSeq, a predicted model, not a curated record
CGCCAACCUUCCUCGCCUUCAUUCAACAACCACCACCCUCUCAAUUCUCAAAAGGCUACCCAUCGAUUUGUCACCCCCCACAAACCAUCAACAUGCGCAGCAAGUUCAAGGACGAACACCCCUUCGAGAAGCGCAAGGCUGAGGCUGAGCGCAUCCGCCAGAAGUACUCUGACCGCAUUCCAGUCAUCUGCGAAAAGGUUGAGAAGAGCGAUAUCGCUACGAUCGACAAGAAAAAGUACCUUGUCCCUGCAGACCUUACGGUCGGCCAGUUCGUCUACGUGAUCCGGAAGCGGAUCAAGCUCUCCCCGGAGAAAGCCAUCUUCAUUUUUGUCGAUGAGGUCCUGCCGCCGACCGCUGCCCUCAUGAGCAGCAUCUAUGAGGAGCACAAGGAUGAGGAUGGGUUCCUCUACAUCACCUACUCGGGCGAAAACACCUUUGGCAAUAUCGAGACCGCCUGAGCCUCAAACCCACAGCAACCUCAUGCUUGCCUUUUUUGGAGACGAUUCACGUCUUGCCUUUUCUUAGAUGCGUUCACGGCGUUUUCGGGUAUCGAUUUGGGAUCGCUCGGAAGGGACGACGGAUUACUGGGGCAAGGACGCGCUUGAUGUAUCAUGCACUGCAUUAUUUGCUGGGUUCCUUUUCAAUCGUUUCUGGGCUUGGGAACAGAGGCAUGAGUUUAAGGGAUCGUCUGGCACCAAGCUCGACAUCGAU